AUGUCUACACAGCUGCACGCAGUCACCUCCAUCGACCUACCCAACCUCGAGAAGAUCGCGACCGGCAAGGUUCGCGAGCUGUACAAGCUCGAUGAGGGUACGCUCCUCAUGGCGGUCACGGACCGCAUCUCAGCCUACGACGUCGUUUUAGAGACCGGCAUCCCGGAAAAGGGCGCUGUCCUCUGCCAGAUUUCCGCGCACUGGUUCAACGUGCUCGCCAAGGCCGUCCCCGAGCUCAAGCACCACGUGCUUUCUCUCCAGCCUCCCAGCCAGGGGUUGUCGACCAUUGAGUUUGAGGCGCUCAAGGGUCGCUGCCUGCAGAUCCGCAAGCUCAAGGUCUUCCCCAUUGAGGCCAUUGUCCGGGGCUACCUCACUGGCAGCGCGUGGAAGGAGUACCAGACUUCCGGCACCGUGCACGGCGACAAGCAGGCCGAGGGUCUCCGUUUGUCGUCAGCCUUCCCCGAGCCCAUCUUCACGCCGUCCACCAAGGCUGAGCAGGGCGACUCGGACGAGAAUAUUUCUCGCGCGCGGGCGGCGGAGAUCAUCGGGGCCAAGUACGCCGAAAAGAUUGAGACGCUUGCACUCAGGCUCUACACGGUGGCGCGGGACUAUGCCGCGGAGCGUGGGAUCAUUCUUGCUGAUACCAAGUUUGAGUUUGGCCUGGACGAGGCGACGGACGAGGUCAUUCUCGUGGACGAGGUGCUGACGCCCGAUUCCAGUCGCUUCUGGCCGGCGCCCGUCAAGGUCGGCGUUGACCAGCCGAGCUUUGACAAGCAGUUUGUGCGCGACUACCUGACGGAGAAGGGACUCAAGGGCAAGACGGGGGUGGAACUGCCGGCGACGGUCGUGGAGGAGACGCGUGCCAAGUACAAGGAGGUAUUUGAGAAGCUUACGGGCAAGUCGCUAGAGAAUACACUGGCAGCUCUGUAG
Messenger RNA from Emericellopsis cladophorae, 930 nucleotides. RefSeq names its product phosphoribosylaminoimidazole-succinocarboxamide synthase. Gene Ontology annotation, cellular component: cytoplasm. Gene Ontology annotation, molecular function: phosphoribosylaminoimidazolesuccinocarboxamide synthase activity. NCBI's taxonomy places the organism in Eukaryota, Fungi, Ascomycota, Sordariomycetes, Hypocreales, Bionectriaceae. Gene Ontology annotation, biological process: 'de novo' IMP biosynthetic process. The record is from RefSeq and is a predicted model, not a curated record. The transcript has a single exon. The coding region runs from base 1 to 930 and encodes 309 amino acids.